UUCCCCAGAAGCUCGUCCAUCAUCACAUCUCGUGAUGUUGCCGACUGACGCAGUUUUCAGAUAGCGGCACAAUUGGCCGUUCAUAUUCUUAUCGCACCUUGUCUAUGACUUGCCAAUAUUUGGGGCAUACGGAUGAAGGUUCCGGGGGCCUGUAUUAGCCAUGUACUGGCCCAUUGGAACUCCUAGAAUAUAUGCGACAACCACCAGUCAAGUUUCUACUAAGACGAACUUCGUCAUAUCCAACGAUGGCGUCUCUUCUAUCGCCGCAGAUAGCGACUCGCUGUCAAGCUCUGAGCCACCCCCUCCCUUACUCCUCGAUGAAAAAGACAGGACCAUACCGGACACAUAUAUACCACCUCUCACCCCUGGUCUCAAAACUCCAGCUACUCCAGCUAUAAACUCGGUGGAGCAUGACAUUUAUCAUGAUGGUAGCAGCUCUACUUCUACUUCCCAGCAGCAUCUUGCAGGGACUAGUGGCAGUACUAUUCCAGCUGGAGAUCCAAUUAUUGCUUUGAAAGUGUCUAGGACUGGUCAUUUAUUUGCCGUAAUUACAGCCACUACCAUGACGAUAUGGCAGACCAAACCUACCGUGAUCCAAGCCGUCGUCGUCCGAUCCGAAGCAUCCAUUAAAUCCUACGGUACUAAUGUCGCCCUCUUAUUAAGGCCCGAUUCCGUUAUCUUCGUCGUUCAAACAAGCUUAGGCUUCUUAAUUACGUAUUCACUUGCUACCGAUGCCGAGUCCCGCGUCUACAAACCUCACUUUUCGGACCAUAGCAAUAUCCAAAGGCGACGACAAAGUCACUUUGGGGGUCCUGGUAAUAAUACGCCCGAUCAGAUCCUAUUAGGUCCAGGUGAAGGAGCCGGGGUUCGUGAUAUAAGUCUCCGUUUUCGUAGGGUGAUCAAGGUGGACGCCGGUAUUGAACAUGCUAUUGCCCUUGACGACGAGUUGGUCGUUGCCACCAAGAAGCCAGCGGCUGUCCAAUGCAUCAAGUGGACCCCUGACAGUAGCGGUGGUCAGACGAGCACUGAGCUCGUAAGUCGCAUGGGUUGGUUGGAGAAAAAGGUAUCAAUCAAAGAAAUGACCCAUGAUCGGCCUAUGAACCUCUCUACUUGGGUUACAAGUGAUGGGAAAGCAUACGCCGUUCAACGAAUCUCAGCUAGUCAGGCCAAAGAUAACCCCGAAUUCGACCCAAAGAAACUCUUCAAAGGCUACUGCUUCCAUUCGCCUCUUAGCGGUAGCGACCACGCCGUCAAAGCGGUCGUUAAUGCUAGAUUCUCACUGAUAGCUGUAGGCUGUAUUGACGGGAGUAUCCGCGUAUAUUCUGCUAGAGAUUACGCUGGCAACAUCCCCCCAUCUCACGUCCACCGAAUCCCAGUCUCGUCCGAAUCUGCAGGUCCCUUAAGAACUCUAAGUUAUUCCCCAGAUGGAUACUGUCUUUUCGCUGGCUAUGAAGAUGGAUGGGCAACGUGGAGCGUGUUUGGAAAGACUGCCGGCCACAGCUUCCAUAAUAACCCCUCUAUCACAUCCUCUAAUCAAGAGGCAUGGUUAAGUGGUAUCACGGAAGCUAGUUGGAUUGGCGGAGCCUGCGAGAUAUUGAUGGUUGCUCGUCAGAAUGAAUCCAUCUGGUUGCUUGAGAUGGCGCGGAGUGCAGUUACCGGUUGCUACACUCCUCCUAAUCUCUUCCGUACCGUACUACAGAGCUCAUCUAGCGUUAUGGUUUACCGGGGUUACGAUCUCCCAGAUCUCACCAGUAUCUCCGCCGAGCCUUUCCUUUGGCACAAUGCUAGGAUCCCCGCUAAUUAUCUUCUGAACCAAUGGCCGAUCAAGUGUACCGUCGUAUCUUCCGACGGUAGAUACGUUGCGGUUGCGGGCAGGCGUGGACUCGCACACUACAGCGUUAAUAGCGGUAGGUGGAAGACGUUUGCGAAUGAGGCCAUGGAGAACGAGUUCCAGGUCAGAGGCGGGAUGUGUUGGUAUCAACACAUCCUCGUAGCAGCUGUCGAAGCGAAUAGAUCGUAUGAGCUCCGAUUAUAUUCGCGAGAAGCUGCUCUAGAGAGUUCGACCGUCAUGUUUACUCAGCAAAUGCCAGCGCCUAUUGUCUUGAUCACUCCGUCCGGAGAAGACUCUCUACUGGUCUACACCUAUGAUAACCUUCUUUAUCACUUUGUAUUUGCGCCCGUUUCUGGUGCAAUAAGACCCAUACAAGUGGGACAAAUUGCCUUCCACGGUAUUGUCAGAUCUCCCGCCAGAGUGAGGGGCCUUAGUUGGAUAUUACCCGAGAACCAAAUGAUCGAUGGUGAUCCCUCACAAGAUGUCGCUUUUGCCUCAGUCUUGUUCCUGGUAGAUGGGAAACUCGUCCUCCUUCAACCGUCCGUCAAUAACGAAGGGCAGCUCAAAUACGAUAUGCGCGUCAUAUCUCACAACGUCGAGUUCUACGUUAGCAUGAGAGACCAGUUUUCCGUUAACAUGUUAGGCGAAUCCAGUGCGCGGUUCUCUACGGAGGCCGAAGAAAAUAGUCUUCGGAAUUCGUUAUGGGUAUUUGAAGGCCAUGAGUUGAAAGUCUGGCCCGAUGUCCAAGAAGUUCUACGAGCUACUUCAAUUGAACCGACGAAAGAACUACCAUCUACGGUCUCCAUGCCUAUCGACUUUUAUCCCCUCUCCAUCUUAUUAGGUAAAGGAAUUGUGCUAGGAGUUGAGCCCGAAUUAGUCCAACGAAGAGACAUCAGUUUCUCUUUCUUCCGGUUCUCUAUCAGGACUCAUCUUUUCCUCCCUGAAAUUCUGCGUUUUUAUCUGGUAACAAACAACGCCGCUGCGGCACUCAAAUUGGCCCGGCAAUACCAAAACCUCGAGUACUUUGCACACGGCCUAGAGGUACUACUCCAUCACGUUCUAGACGAGGAAGUCGACUCGGCACCUAAACCAGAGGCGGCCAUUCUUCCCAGGGUGCUUUCUCUCUUAUCGUCUUUUAAGCAAUAUCUAGAUAUUGUAGUUCAAUGUACAAGAAAAACCGAGGUCAGGUCUUGGAGAACGCUCUUUGCAUACCUACCUCCGCCGCAAGAACUUUUUGAAGAGUCUCUUCAACGUGGUUCGUUAAAAACGGCAGGGGGCUACUUGUUAAUAUUACACACAUUUGAUGAGCUCAGUGCAGCAUCGGAGCAGUCGGUACGGCUAUUCUCGCGAGCGAUCCGGGAAGAGGAUUGGGAACUUUGCAAAGAGCUAGCUCGGUUCCUAGCGGCGAUGGACGAAAGCGGGGAGACAUUAAGAGAGGCAAUGGAACUAGUCAACAUCCGAGUCAAGCAAGAGUCGGAUGAUACAGAUAUAAUGUCUAGACUCGAGGUGCCGGCUCGGAAAGCUAACGGCAGCUCCCGCAUGACGAGACAGAACUCGGAGACAGGUUCCGACGCUCAAUCAGCGAGCGACAUAAGCAGCUUGGGAACAGCCAGUCCAAUAUGAUAGAAGGAGUUACUUGGGAUAAAAUGGGACGAGCGAAAAGUGGUUUAUAUUAUUCACAUGGUUAGGUGCUAAAGGGAUCGUAUUGUAAAUGUAAACCUUUGGGUCUGGUUAGAAUGCAGGCCCAGAAGACUGGUCUGAUGAGACGUAAUUCUAUUAUUCCUGAAACAGAUACCUAUCCAGAGGAGAUGAGGCCUGAAUACACGUUCAAAUACAUGCUGAAAGGUGC
Daldinia vernicosa is the source of this 3680-nucleotide messenger RNA. Its product is annotated as RIC1-domain-containing protein. The record is from RefSeq and is a predicted model, not a curated record. NCBI's taxonomy places the organism in Eukaryota, Fungi, Ascomycota, Sordariomycetes, Xylariales, Hypoxylaceae. Bases 161 to 3454 code for a protein of 1097 amino acids. Gene Ontology annotation, biological process: retrograde transport, endosome to Golgi; intracellular protein transport. Gene Ontology annotation, molecular function: protein binding. Gene Ontology annotation, cellular component: Golgi membrane; cytosol; Ric1-Rgp1 guanyl-nucleotide exchange factor complex. The transcript has 3 exons.